GAUAAUGUAGUCUAUUGAUCCUAUUCCCCACGGAUGAUAAGUCCGUUAAGCAUCGAUUUGGGCCAAUUUAUUUUCGGAUGGCAUUUUCGUAAUUUCUUGGGCGACAAAAGGCCAUUUUCUAUGGAUAUUGAAGGCAACAGAUCACGGAUUCGGCCUGAGGCUAUUCUCCAACGAUGAUUGAGUCCAUUAAGCACCGAUUUGGGCGGAUUUAUUCCGGGUCAAUUUUUGGCAGAUUCCCAAGGGGUACCAUCACAGAAUUCGGGCGAUUUAUCCGAAAUGCCAUUUUCUUUCGAUUCUGGAGGCUACUGAUCACGGAAUCAGGCGGAGGCUAUUCUCCACCGAUAAUGAAGUCUAUUGAUCCUAUUCCCCACGGAUGAUAAGUCCGUUAAGCAUCGAUUUGGGCCAAUUUAUUUUCGGAUGGCAUUUUCGUAAUUUCUUGGGCGACGAAAGGCCAUUUUCUAUGGAUAUUCAAGGCAACAGAUCACGGAUUCGGCCUGAGGCUAUUCUCCAACGAUGAUUGAGUCCAUUAAGCACCGAUUUGGGCGGAUUUAUUCUGGGUCAAUUUUUGGCAGAUUCCAAAGGGGUACCAUCAUAGAUUUCGGGCGAUUUAUCCGAAAUGCCAUUUUCUUUCGAUUCUGGAGGUUACAGAUCACGGAAUCUGGCAGAGGCUAUUCUCCACCUAUAAUGAUAGUCUAUUGAUCCUAUUCUCCACGGAUGAUAAGUCCGUUAAGCAUCGAUUUGGGCCAAUUUAUUUUCGGAUGGCAUUUUCGUAAUUUCUUGGGCGACGAAAAGCCAUUUUCUUUGGAUAUUGAAGGCUACAGAUCACGGAUUCGGCCUGAGGCUAUUCUCCAACGAUGAUUGAGUCCAUUAAGCUCCGAUUUGGGCGGAUUUAUUCCGGUUCAAUUUUUGGCAGAUUCCAAAGGGAUACCAUCACAGAUUUCGGGCGAUUUAUCCGAAAUGCCAUUUUCUUUCGAUUCUGGAGGCUACAGAUAAAGGAAUCAGGCGGAGGCUAUUCUCCACCGAUAAUGAAGUCUAUUGAUCCUAUUCUCCACGGAUGAUAAGUCCGUUAAAUAUCGAUUUCGGCCAAUUUAUUUUCGGAGGGCAUUUUUGUAAUUUCUUGGGCGACGAAAGGCCAUUUUCUUUGGAUAUUGAAGGCUACAGAUCACGGAUUCGGCCUGAGGCUAUUCUCCAACGAUGAUUGAGUCCAUUAAGCACCGAUUUGGGCGGAUUUAUUCCGGGUCAAUUUUUGGCAGAUUCCAAAGGGGUACCAUCACAGAUUUCGGGCGAUUUAUCCGAAAUGCCAUUUUCUUUCGAUUCUGGAGGCUACAGAUCACGGAAUCAGGCGGAGGCUAUUCUCCACCGAUAAUGAAGUCUAUUGAUCCUAUUCUCCACGGAUGAUAAGUCCGUUAAACAUCGAUUUCGGCCAAUUUAUUUUCGGAGGGCAUUUUUGUAAUUUCUUGGGCUACGAAAGGCCAUUUUCUUUGGAUAUUGAAGGCUACAGAUCACGGAUUCGGCCUGAGGCUAUUCUCCAACGAUGAUUGAGUCCAUUAAGCACCGAUUUGGGCGGAUUUAUUCCGGGUCAAUUUUUGGCAGAUUCCAAAGGGGUACCAUCACAGAUUUCGGGCGAUUUAUCCGAAAUGCCAUUUUCUUUCGAUUCUGGAGGCUACAGAUCACGGAAUCAGGCGGAGGCUAUUCUCCACUGAUAAUGAAGUCUAUUGAUCCUAUUCUCCACGGAUGAUAAGUCCGUUAAGCAUCGAUUUGGGCCAAUUAAUUUUCGGAUGGCAUUUUCAUAAUUUCUUGGGCGACGAAAAGACAUUUUCUUUGGAUAUUGAAGGCUACAGAUCACGGAUUCGGCCUGAGGCUAUUCUCCAACGAUGAUUGAGUCCAUUAAGCACCGAUUUGGGCGGAUUUAUUCCGCGUCAAUUUUUGGCAGAUUCCCAAGUGGUACCAUCACAGAAUUCGGGCGAUUUAUCCUAAAUGCCAUUUUCUUUCGAUUCUGUAGGUUACAGAUCACGGAAUCAGGCGGAGGCUAUUCUCCAACGAUAAUGAAGUCUAUUGAUCCUAUUCUCCACGGAUGAUAAGUCCGUUAAGCAUCGAUUUGGGCCAAUUUAUUUUCGGAUGGCACUUUCGUAACUUCUUGGCGACGAAAGGCCAUUUUCUAUGGAUAUUGAAGGCAACAGAUCACGGAUUCGGCCUGAGGCUAUUCUCCAACGAUGAUUGAGUUCAUUAAGCACCGAUUUAGGCGGAUUUAUUCCGGGUCAAUUUUUGGCAGAUUCCAAAGGGGUACCAUCACAGAAUUCGGGCGAUUUAUCCGAAAUGCCAUUUUCUUUCGAUUCUGGAGGCUACUGAUCACGGAAUCAGGCGGAGGCUAUUCUCCACCGAUAAUGAAGUCUAUUGAUCCUAUUCUCCACGGUUGAUAAGUCCGUUAAACAUCGAUUUGGGCCAAUUUAUUUUCGGAGGGCAUUUUUGUAACUUCUUGGGCGACGAAAGGCCAUUUUCUUUGGAUAUUGAAGGCUACAGAUCACGGAUUCGGCCUGAGGCUAUUCUCCAACGAUGAUUGAGUCCAUUAAGCAACGAUUUGGGUUGAUUUAUUCCAGGUCAAUUUUUGGCAGAUUCCAAAGGGGUACCAUCACAGAUUUCGGGCGAUUUAUCCGAAAUGCCAUUUUCUUUCGAUUCUGGAGGCUACAGAUCACGGAAUCAGGCGGAGGCUAUUCUCCACCGAUAAUGAAGUCUAUUGAUCCUAUUCUCCACGGAUGAUAAGUCCGUUAAGCAUCGAUUUGUGCCAAUUAAUUUUCGGAUGGCAUUUUCGUAAUUUCUUGGGCGACGAAAGGCCAUUUUCUAUGGAUAUUGAAGGCAACAGAUCACGGAUUCGGCCUGAGGCUAUUCUCUAACGAUGAUUGAGUCCAUUAAGCACCGAUUUAGGCGGAUUUAUUCCGGGUCAAUUUUAGUCAGAUUCCAAAGGGGGUACCAUCACAGAUUUCGGGCGAUUUAUCCGAAAUGCCAUUUUCUUUCGAUUCUGGAGGCUACAGAUCACGGAAUCAGGCGGAGGCUAUUCUCCACCGAUAAUGAAGUCUAUUGAUCCUAUUCUCCACGGAUGAUAAGUCCGUUAAGCAUCGAUUUGGGCCAAUUUAUUUUCGGAUUGCAUUUUCAUAAUUUCUUGGGCGACGAAAGGCUAUUUUCUUUGGAUAUUGAAGGCUACAGAUCUCGGAUUGGGCCUGAGGCUAUUCUACAACGAUGAUUGAGUCCAUUAAGCACCGAUUUGGGCGAAUUUAUUCCGGGUCAAUUUUUGGCAGAUUCCCAAGGGGAACCAUCACAGAAUUCGGGCGAUUUAUCCGAAAUUCCAUUUUCUUUCAAUUCUGGAGGCUACUGAUCACGGAAUCAGGCGGAGGCUAUUCUCCACCGAUAAUGAAGUCUAUUGAUCCUAUUCCCCACGGAUGAUAAGUCCGUUAAGCAUCGAUUUGGGCCAAUUUAUUUUCGGAUGGCAUUUUCGUAAUUUCUUGGGCGACGAAAGGCCAUUUUCUAUGGAUAUUCAAGGCAACAGAUCACGGAUUCGGCCUGAGGCUAUUCUCCAACGAUGAUUGAGUCCAUUAAGCACCGAUUUGGGCGGAUUUAUUCUGGGUCAAUUUUUGGCAGAUUCCAAAGGGGUACCAUCAUAGAUUUCGGGCGAUUUAUCCGAAAUGCCAUUUUCUUUCGAUUCUGGAGGUUACAGAUCACGGAAUCUGGCAGAGGCUAUUCUCCACCUAUAAUGAUAGUCUAUUGAUCCUAUUCUCCACGGAUGAUAAGUCCGUUAAGCAUCGAUUUGGGCCAAUUUAUUUUCGGAUGGCAUUUUCGUAAUUUCUUGGGCGACGAAAAGCCAUUUUCUUUGGAUAUUGAAGGCUACAGAUCACGGAUUCGGCCUGAGGCUAUUCUCCAACGAUGAUUGAGUCCAUUAAGCUCCGAUUUGGGCGGAUUUAUUCCGGUUCAAUUUUUGGCAGAUUCCAAAGGGAUACCAUCACAGAUUUCGGGCGAUUUAUCCGAAAUGCCAUUUUCUUUCGAUUCUGGAGGAUACAGAUCAAGGAAUCAGGCGGAGGCUAUUCUCCACCGAUAAUGAAGUCUAUUGAUCCUAUUCUCCACGGAUGAUAAGUCCGUUAAGCAUCGAUUUGUGCCAAUUUAUUUUCGGAUGGCAUUUUCGUAAUUUCUUGGGCGACGAAAGGCCAUUUUCUUUGGAUAUUGAAGGCUACAGAUCACGGAUUCGGCCUGAGGCUAUUCUCCAACGAUGAUUGAGUCCAUUAAGCACCGAUUUGGGUUGAUUUAUUCGAGGUCAAUUUUUGGCAGAUUCCAAAGGGGUACCAUCACAGAUUUCGGGCGAUUUAUCCGAAAUGCCAUUUUCUUUCGAUUCUGGAGGCUACAGAUCACGGAAUCAGGCGGAGGCUAUUCUCCACCGAUAAUGAAGUCUAUUGAUCCUAUUCUCCACGGAUGAUAAGUCCGUUAAGCAUCGAUUUGUGCCAAUUUAUUUUCGGAUGGCAUUUUCGUAAUUUCUUGGGCGACGAAAGGCCAUUUUCUAUGGAUAUUGAAGGCAACAGAUCACGGAUUCGGCCUGAGGCUAUUCUCUAACGAUGAUUGAGUCCAUUAAGCACCGAUUUAGGCGGAUUUAUUCCGUGUCAAUUUUAGUCAGAUUCCAAAGGGGGUACCAUCACAGAUUUCGGGCGAUUUAUCCGAAAUGCCAUUUUCUUUCGAUUCUGGAGGCUAGAGAUCACGGAAUCAGGCGGAGGCUAUUCUCCACCGAUAAUGAAGUCUAUUGAUCCUAUUCUCCACGGAUGAUAAGUCCGUUAAGCAUCGAUUUGGGCCAAUUUAUUUUCGGAUGGCAUUUUCAUAAUUUCUUGGGCGACGAAAGGCCAUUUUCUUUGGAUAUUGAAGGCUACAGAUCUCGGAUUGGGCCUGAGGCUAUUCUACAACGAUGAUUGAGUCCAUUAAGCACCGAUUUGGGCGAAUUUAUUCCGGGUCAAUUUUUGGCAGAUUCCCAAGGGGAACCAUCACAGAAUUCGGGCGAUUUAUCCGAAAUGCCAUUUUCUUUCAAUUCUGGAGGCUACUGAUCACGGAAUCAGGCGGAGGCUAUUCUCCACCGAUAAUGAAGUCUAUUGAUCCUAUUCCCCACGGAUGAUAAGUCCGUUAAGCAUCGAUUUGGGCCAAUUUAUUUUCGGAUGGCAUUUUCGUAAUUUCUUGGGCGACGAAAGGCCAUUUUCUAUGGAUAUUCAAGGCAACAGAUCACGGAUUCGGCCUGAGGCUAUUCUCCAACGAUGAUUGAGUCCAUUAAGCACCGAUUUGGGCGGAUUUAUUCUGGGUCAAUUUUUGGCAGAUUCCAAAGGGGUACCAUCAUAGAUUUCGGGCGAUUUAUCCGAAAUGCCAUUUUCUUUCGAUUCUGGAGGUUACAGAUCACGGAAUCUGGCAGAGGCUAUUCUCCACCUAUAAUGAUAGUCUAUUGAUCCUAUUCUCCACGGAUGAUAAGUCCGUUAAGCAUCGAUUUGGGCCAAUUUAUUUUCGGAUGGCAUUUUCGUAAUUUCUUGGGCGACGAAAAGCCAUUUUCUUUGGAUAUUGAAGGCUACAGAUCACGGAUUCGGCCUGAGGCUAUUCUCCAACGAUGAUUGAGUCCAUUAAGCUCCGAUUUGGGCGGAUUUAUUCCGGUUCAAUUUUUGGCAGAUUCCAAAGGGAUACCAUCACAGAUUUCGGGCGAUUUAUCCGAAAUGCCAUUUUCUUUCGAUUCUGGAGGCUACAGAUCAAGGAAUCAGGCGGAGGCUAUUCUCCACCGAUAAUGAAGUCUAUUGAUCCUAUUCUCCACGGAUGAUAAGUUCGUUAAACAUCGAUUUCGGCCAAUUUAUUUUCGGAGGGCAUUUUUGUAAUUUCUUGGGCGACGAAAGGCCAUUUUCUUUGGAUAUUGAAGGCUACAGAUCACGGAUUCGGCCUGAGGCUAUUCUCUAACGAUGAUUGAGUCCAUUAAGCACCGAUUUGGGCGGAUUUAUUCCGGGUCAAUUUUUGGCAGAUUCUAAAGGGGUACCAUCACAGAUUUCGGGCGAUUUAUCCGAAAUGCCAUUUUCUUUCGAUUCUGGAGGCUACAGAUCACGGAAUCAGACGGAGGCUAUUCUCCACCGAUAAUGAAGUCUAUUGAUCCUAUUCUCCACGGAUGAUAAGUCUGUUAAGCAUCGAUUUGGGCCAAUUUAUUUUCGGAUGGCAUUUUCGUAAUUUCUUGUGCGACGAAAGGCCAUUUUCUUUGGAUAUUGAAGGCUACAGAUCACGGAUCCGGCCUGAGGCUAUUCUCCAACGAUGAUUGAGACCAUUAAGCACCGAUUUGGGCUGAUUUAUUCCAGGUCAAUUUUUGGCAGAUACCAAAGGGGUACCAUAAUAGAUUUCGGGUGAUUUAUCCGAAAUGCCAUUUUCUUUUGAUUCUGGAGGCUACAGAUCACGGAAUCAGGCAGAGGCUAUUCUCCAACGAUAAUGAAGUCUAUUGAUCCUAUUCUCCACGGAUGAUAAGUCCGUUAAGCAUCGAUUUGGGCCAAUUUAUUUUCGGAGGGCAUUUUUGUAAUUUCUUGGGCGACGAAAGGCCAUUUUCUUUGGAUAUUGAAGGCUACAGAUCACGGAUUCGGCCUGAGGCUAUUCUCCAACGAUGAUUGAGUCCAUUAAGCACCGAUUUGGGUUGAUUUAUUCCAGGUCAAUUUUUGGCAGAUUCCAAAGGGGUACCAUCACAGAUUUCGGGCGAUUUAUCCGAAAUGCCAUUUUCUUUCGAUUCUGGAGGCUACAGAUCACGGAAUCAGGCGGAGGCUAUUCUCCACCGAUAAUGAAGUCAAUUGAUCCUAUUCUCCACGGAUGAUAAGUCCGUUAAGCAUCGAUUUGUGCCAAUUUAUUUUCGGAUGGCAUUUUCGUAAUUUCUUGGGCGACGAAAGGCCAUUUUCUAUGGAUAUUGAAGGCAACAGAUGACGGAUUCGGCCUGAGGCUAUUCUCUAACGAUGAUUGAGUCCAUUAAGCACCGAUUAGGCGGAUUUAUUCCGGGUCAAUUUUAGUCAGAUUCCAAAGGGGGUACCAUCACAGAUUUCGGGCGAUUUAUCCGAAAUGCCAUUUUCUUUCGAUUCUGGAGGCUACAGAUCACGGAAUCAGGCGGAGGCUAUUCUCCACCGAUAAUGAAGUCUAUUGAUCCUAUUCUCCACGGAUGAUAAGUCCGUUAAGCAUCGAUUUGGGCCAAUUUAAUUUCGGAUGGCAUUUUCAUAAUUUCUUGGGCGACGAAAGGCCAUUUUCUUUGGAUAUUGAAGGCUACAGAUCUCGGAUUGGGCCUGAGGCUAUUCUACAACGAUGAUUGAGUCCAUUAAGCACCGAUUUGGGCGAAUUUAUUCCGGGUCAAUUUUUGGCAGAUUCCCAAGGGGAACCAUCACAGAAUUCGGGCGAUUUAUCCGAAAUGCCAUUUUCUUUCAAUUCUGGAGGCUACUGAUCACGGAAUCAGGCGGAGGCUAUUCUCCACCGAUAAUGAAGUCUAUUGAUCCUAUUCCCCACGGAUGAUAAGUCCGUUAAGCAUCGAUUUGGGCCAAUUUAUUUUCGGAUGGCAUUUUCGUAAUUUCUUGGGCGACGAAAGGCCAUUUUCUAUGGAUAUUGGAGGCUACUGAUCACGGAAUCAGGCGGAGGCUAUUCUCCACCGAUAAUGAAGUCUAUUGAUCCUA
Messenger RNA from Linum trigynum, 7679 nucleotides. NCBI's taxonomy places the organism in Eukaryota, Viridiplantae, Streptophyta, Magnoliopsida, Malpighiales, Linaceae. The record is from the annotation of a GenBank genome assembly.